Malaclemys terrapin pileata is the source of this 2052-nucleotide messenger RNA. RefSeq names its product DEP domain containing 1B (gene DEPDC1B). The transcript is spliced from 11 exons. Lineage: Eukaryota; Metazoa; Chordata; Testudines; Emydidae. The coding region runs from base 35 to 1624 and encodes 529 amino acids. The record is from RefSeq and is a predicted model, not a curated record. Gene Ontology annotation, biological process: positive regulation of Wnt signaling pathway; intracellular signal transduction.
GGGUUUCCGUGGAGACAGCGGGGCCUACCGGGCCAUGGAGCCGCGACUGGUGGGCCCCGGGCCCUACCGGGCAACCCGGCUGUGGAAUGAGACCAUUGAACUCUUUCGUGAAGGGAUGCCAUUACGGAGGCAUCGUAGUCUUUUCAAAAACUAUGAGUGUUGCUUCAAAGCCUCCGAGGCAGUAGACUGGUUACAUGAACUGCUCAGAUGUAACCAAAACUUUGGCCCAGAAGUGACACGUAAUCAAACAAUUCAGCUACUUAAAAAAUUUCUGAAGAAUCAUGUUGUUGAAGAUAUCAAAGGAAGAUGGGGCAAGGAAGACUUUGAGGACGACAAUCAUUUAUAUAGAUUUCCUCCUUCCUCACCACUGAAACCAUAUCCAACAAGGCCUCCAUAUAGAAAGGAAGUAAUUAAAUUUCCAGACUGGAAUGUUCCUGAAGCAGGCACUUCCCAAGAACACAUCCCAGUGAAGCCUCUCAUGAUGAAUUCUGAAAUGUGGUUCAAACGUCACAGUAUAGCAAUAGGAGAAGUACCAGCUUGCAGACUUGUGCACCGCCAAGAGUUAACACAGGCAGAUAUAGAAGAGAUAUGGAAAUCCAUGACGCUAUCACAUUUGCAAAAAGUUUUGGGCCUGGAUUCUCUGGAUGAAGUAUUGGAUACAAAACUUGUGAACCCAAAGCAUGUCAUCCACAAUGUGUACAAUGUCAAUAAACAGGGCAUCGUCAUUUUGGAAGACAAAACAAAAGAGCUACCUCAUUGGGUACUGUCAGCAAUGAAGUGUCUAGCAAAUUGGCCCAGUUGUUCAGAUUUGAAGCAACCUACAUACAUAGGAUUUGAAAGAGAUGUCUUCAAAACGAUAGCAGACUACUAUGGCCAGAUGAAGGAACCUCUACUCACAUUUCAUCUUUUUGAUGUUUUCGUCAGUGUGUUAGGUCUGCUGCAGAAAAACAAAAAGGCCAUUGAAGCACUUCGGGUUUCCUGUCUUCUGCUGCCACCAGAAAAUCGGAAAAAGCUGCAACUACUGAUGAAGAUGAUGGCAAGGAUCAGCCUCAACAAAGAUCUGCCAGCUCUUUGUGACACAGCUGGGACCAGAACGCUAAUGGUUCAAGCGUUUUCUCAUUGCAUCCUGUGCUCUAGAGAUGAAGUGGAUUUGGAUGAACUGCUUGCUGCUAAACUAGUAAUGUUCCUGAUGGACAAUUGCCAAGAGAUCUUGAAUGUUCCCUCCUCCUUACAGAGGGUCAUAGAGGAGCAUGUAGUACAUCUCCGAAGAGUCCAGAUAAAAUAUGCAGACGCUGAUACUGAUACAACUCUUCCUGCUCCGUCGUUUUGUCGCCAAAUCAGUACAGAUGAAUUUGAAUACCAAAGAGCAAAUGGCUCUCAAGAACCACUGGCAGCUCUGUUGGAAGAAAUUACAAUGAAUAAAGAAAUAUCUGUCAAAGAGAAAAAGAAGAAGCUGAAGCAGUUUCAGAAAUCCUACCCUGAAGUUUAUAAAGAACGAUUUCCUACUCCUGAAAGUGAGGCAGUGCUGUUUCCAGAAAAGAAUAAACAGAAACCACAACUGCUGAUGUGGGCAUUGAAAAAGCCUUUUCAACCAUUUCAAAGAACCAGAAGCUUUCGAAUGUAACAUUUUCAGGGUCAUUAGUGAACUGUAUCUCAGUAUAUUAGUGAUAGGAUAGAUUUUGUGCAAAUGGAACCUAAACAGCAUUUAAUUACUGGAAAAACUUUAACUACUGAAACAGUGGGAAAAGGUUGUAAUGGCAAAACGAUUUGGAGGGGAUGUUAUAUUGAACCAUUAUCAGUAUUUUUGUCACUGGCUAUUUUUAAUGAUUUGUUAUUUUUAAGUACAAGAUGGGUAAUCAUUAUGAAUGAUAUGGAAAAAAAAUUCUUUGCUUUUAUACUUCUAGUUGUCAUUUUGAGUCUUAGAUGUAUUUUAUGUGUAUAUUUCACUGUCUUGUUUGUCACUGGUCAACAGCAUUUUUCCUGAAAAGAAGACUGUAUUAUAUUUGUUUAUAGCUGGCACGCCUGAGGGAUUAAAACAUUGUACAUACUUGA